This is a messenger RNA of Acromyrmex echinatior (Panamanian leafcutter ant), 2640 nucleotides long. RefSeq names its product transcription factor IIEalpha (gene TfIIEalpha). Gene Ontology annotation, cellular component: transcription factor TFIIE complex. The record is from RefSeq and is a predicted model, not a curated record. Gene Ontology annotation, biological process: transcription initiation at RNA polymerase II promoter. Lineage: Eukaryota; Metazoa; Arthropoda; Insecta; Hymenoptera; Formicidae.
AUUCGAGGAGCAUAGUCUACGCAUGCGUAGUCGCGCGACUACCACUGGCAGACGCGUUCUCGGAGCCGCGCACGUAUUCCGCCGUGCGCGCUCACAGCACUGUGGUGCAUCAUGCGGCGCAAAUGGCGCAAUACCGCAAUUGCGGGAUUUUCCUGAUUCUAACCUAAAGACACUCCAAGAUAGUCGCGACAUAAAUUCACCGCGCAUCGACGGGCGAUAUUAGGUCUGUUUUUAAUUGCUGCACUCUAAACCGAUGCAAUAAGUUGAAGUGAAACAAAUGUAUAUUUGUUUCAUUUAAACUUAUUGCACUGUGUAUACCAGUUCAGAAAGCGCAGCAAUAAAAAAUAGACCUAUUGUGUUCUUGUGAUUUUUCCAACAUUCCUGAAACGUAGAGCGACGUUCUAGCUUAGGAUAUAACGAGAGAAGAAGAAGAAAAACAGGAGAAAAUUCUGAUCAUUAUCUGAUUUCUAGAAGAAAAAUGAAGAUGCGCUUACAAUUUUACAAGUAUAACGAUCGUAUUUUUGGAGAAUGCGGUGUGUGUGCUUAUCGUAAAGUGCGUUUGAUAUGAAAUUGUGAACUUAGUCUGUGAACGGACAGUAAACGUAAUAUUAUAAUAAUAACGAUUAUAAUAUUAUUGGUAAAAUUAUUGUUAUUCGGUAACGAUAUCGAUUGUUAGAAAACCAUUUUUAUCAUCUGAAAUAUGAGCGCCGAGGAGAGACUUGUCACUGAGGUACCUAGUAGCUUGAAGAAACUGGCACGUCUUGUUGUACGUGGGUUUUAUUCGAUUGAAGAUGCUUUAAUUGUAGAUAUGCUGGUUAGAAAUCCAUGUAUGAAAGAAGAUGACAUUUGUGAAUUGCUUAAGUUUGAACGCAAGAUGUUAAGAGCCAGAAUAUCCACAUUGCGAAAUGAUAAGUUCAUUCAAGUGAGAUUGAAGAUGGAGACAGGAUCAGAUGGCAAAGCACAGAAAGUCAACUAUUACUUUAUUAAUUAUAAAACGUUUGUAAAUGUGGUGAAGUAUAAACUUGAUUUAAUGAGAAAAAGAAUGGAAACUGAAGAGAGAGAUGCAACUAGUAGAGCUAGCUUUAAGUGUCCGAGUUGUUUAAAGACAUUUACUGAUCUUGAAGCUGAUCAACUUUUCGACAUGAGAACUGGCGAAUUUAGAUGUACAUAUUGUCGAGAGAUAGUGGAAGAAGAUCAGUCUGCUCUUCCAAAGAAAGAUUCCAGAUUAUUAUUAGCAAAAUUUAAUGAACAAUUGGAGCCACUCUAUAUACUAUUAAGGGAAGUAGAAGGGAUCAAAUUGGCGCCUGAAAUACUGGAACCGGAACCCAUUGAUAUCAAUACUAUUCGAGGUAUUGACACAAGAAAACCAAGCAGUCUUAGAGCACCUAGCGAACAGUGGUCGGGUGAAGCUACUAGAAUGACAGGCUUUAUAGUGGAGGAUACUAGAGUGGAUGUUACUAUUGGAGACGAAUCUCCCGAUGAUGCGUCGAAUCACAGAAAGGAGAGACCCAUAUGGAUGAGGGAAAGUACAGUUAUCAAUUCCGAUGGUUCACAGCCUGAUGGCGUGAAUGCGCAAGACAGCAUUUUGGACAAAGCUGCAGCCACUGCCACAAACAUGACUACGACGAAUAAUAAACAGGGCGAAGACAUUAUGUCAGUGUUAUUGGCUCACGAGAAGAAGGGCGGGACCAAUUCCGCGGCGUCUAUCAAAGCAGCGCUUCCACAGGAAUCUAGCGACAGUAGCGAUAACGAGGAGGAAGAAAUGCAGACAGUUGAUACUGGUGAGAUAGAGGCAAUGGAUUCCGAAGACGAUGAACUAGUACCGACCGUCAGUGUCGGCGGCAAAACCGUUGCGAUCACCGACGUUAACGACACCUUAAUUGCGGAAAUGACGCCCAUAGAGAAGGAAUCUUAUAUCCAGACGUAUCAGGAAUAUUAUUCGCAUAUGUACGACUAGGCGAAGAACAACGAGAGUCGUCUUCAUAAUGCUCUGCAUAAGACUGAUAUUGAUUUGGUAUCGUUGUUCUCUGUAAUAUUUUGUAUAGCCACAAAAUAUAUAUAAUUUUCGAUAAUGAUGCGAUGAUCUUUUAUAGUGACGUAGCAAUCCUGACAGGUUCGUCCUGUAUGUAUUUUUCUAUAUCGAUAAUGUAGCAGGUGCAUGUAUUCGCUGUAGCAUCUGAAGUAUUUGAAAAAUCGAUUUGAAAAGAGAAAAGAUAAAGGUGCAUUUUUUUUACAAUUUCAUAUGUAUUUUCUAAUGUAGUUGCAACUGAACAAUAUCGUUAAUCAACAGUUCUUUGUUAAUAAAUAAAUAAUUUAAUGUGUGGAAUAUCAUAAAACAUAAGAAAUUAAUUGGGACGAAUAAUAUACAUACCAUGUCACUUCUGGUAAAACGGGAAAUUCUUAAACUUAAUAUUACAAUUAUUAAGUUUACUUGACAUUUUUUUUGUUCAUCUUGCAAUGAAUUUCUGUCCAAUCACCACCAUUGCACAGAAAUUCCGAGACGAUUUUUUUUAUAUUUAGUUAUCUUUUCGCUUUUUUUUGUAUUUUUUUCAUUUUUUUUUCUUCAGUAACAGUUUCAUAAUAUUAUACAGUUAAUUUUUCUUGAAUAGUGUUCUUUUUUACCUACAUUCAUUUAAUACA